AUAGUGUGAGCAGUGUGAGGGGUUGUGUAUAGUGUGUGAGGGGUUGUGUAUAGUGUGUGAGGGGUUGUGUAUAGUGUGUGAGCAGUGUGAGGGGUUGUGUACAUACAAGUGCUUGGCCAGGUCUGUGGGGCUGUGUUGUUGUCCGUGUCCCCUGUGUGAGGUGCAAGUGAGCUGACAGCUGGUGUGUGUGUGUUGAGUGGGUGUUUGGCAGGGCUGUGUUAUUGAGCAUGUCGCUGCUGUAGGUCUGUGUCACCCUGCAGGCCGUGGGUGUGACUGUGUGUGUGUGUGGGAGUUGUGGGAGUGUAACUGCUGCAGCUCCUUGGAUUGUGCCGUAUACAUAGAGAGCCUUGUCGUCGUCGGCAGUGUAUGAUUGUGUGCUGGUGCUGCAGGUCUAUAUUGUGGGUGUCUCACUUUUGUGUGUCUGUGGGGGGGUUGGAUGUGGUUUGUCUGCAGCAUGUGACUCACUGCAGUUUGUGUGUGUUUCGCUGCUGCCUCCCGGUAUGUCUGUAACCGUUCUGUGUAUUCGGCACUGAGCAUCUGACUGGGGAGCUGCAGUGUGUGUGUGUCAUGAGUCCGUUUUAGUGUUGCUAUUGCUGCAGUGACUGCAGACGUACAUCAUCCUUCUGGUUUGUGUGUCUGCAGUGUGUGUAACGCUGUGUGUAUCCUCUCCGUGUGCUAAAAUGUGCACAUAGCACAGCCAUAGAGUGCAUGAGCAAUCGUGUGUUUGCAGCGGGCAUGUGAAUUCAUCUCUUGCCAACGACCCAUGUGACCCCAUUAGCCUGUGUGCACUGUGACGUCACACACACAUACAUACACACCCAUACAUACACACGUACACGCUUGAGAUCAUGGCAUCAGACCCACCAGCUCGGAGUUUGGAUGACAUCGACCUGUCUGCGCUGCGGGAUCCUGCUGGAAUUUUUGAACUUGUUGAAGUUGUUGGAAAUGGAACUUAUGGACAGGUGUAUAAGGGCCGUCAUGUCAAGACUGGGCAGCUGGCUGCUAUUAAGGUCAUGGAUGUCACAGAGGAUGAGGAAGAGGAGAUCAAGCAGGAGAUUAAUAUGCUCAAGAAGUAUUCUCAUCAUCGCAACAUUGCAACUUACUAUGGAGCUUUCAUCAAGAAGAGCCCGCCGGGCAAUGAUGACCAGCUUUGGCUGGUCAUGGAGUUCUGCGGAGCCGGCUCGGUAACAGAUCUGGUCAAAAACACCAAAGGAAAUGCCCUGAAGGAAGACUGUAUCGCCUAUAUAUGCCGGGAGAUUCUGCGGGGGCUGUCCCACCUCCACGCUCACAAAGUGAUACACAGAGACAUCAAAGGGCAGAAUGUCCUCCUCACAGAGAAUGCAGAGGUGAAACUGGUGGACUUUGGUGUGAGUGCCCAGCUUGACCGCACAGUGGGGAGAAGAAAUACAUUUAUAGGGACCCCAUACUGGAUGGCCCCCGAAGUGAUUGCCUGCGAUGAGAACCCAGAUGCCACCUAUGAUUACAGGAGUGACAUCUGGUCUCUGGGAAUCACUGCUAUAGAAAUGGCCGAGGGAGCUCCACCACUCUGCGACAUGCACCCCAUGAGAGCUCUCUUCCUUAUCCCCAGGAAUCCUCCCCCGAAACUAAAAUCCAAAAAGUGGUCCAAAAAGUUCAUUGACUUCAUUGACACGUGUCUGAUCAAGAACUACAUGAGCCGACCACCCACUGAGCCGCUACUUAAGCACCCCUUUAUCAGGGACCAGCCGACGGAGAGGCAGGUUAGGAUCCAGCUGAAGGAUCACAUAGACCGAUCCAGGAAAAAGCGAGGUGAGAAAGAUGAGACUGAAUAUGAAUACAGUGGCAGUGAGGAUGAGGAGGAGAACCAUGGAGAUGAGGGAGAACCAAGUUCAAUAAUGAAUGUGCCGGGGGAAUCCACGUUGAGACGCGAGUUCCUGAGGCUUCAGCAGGAGAACAAAAGUAACUCUGAGGCCUUGAAGCAGCAGCAGGUAGGAGCUCAGCACCGGGACUCUGAGGCGCACAUCAAGCAGCUGCUCCAUGAGAGGCAGAGGCGCAUAGAGGAGCAAAAGGAAGAGCGCCGCCGAGUGGAAGAGCAACAGCGGCGGGAGAGAGAGCAAAGGAAACAGCAGGAGAAGGAGCAGCAACGGAGACGCGAUGACAUACGCCGGGAGGAAGAGAGGAGGAUGGCAGAGAGAGAGCAGGAAUAUAUCAGGCACAAGUUAGAGGAAGAACAGAGGCAGUUAGAAAUCCUUCAGCAGCAGCUUCUACAGGAGCAGGCACUAUUACUGGAAUACAAGCGGAAGCAGCUGGAGGAGCAGAGACAGUCGGAGCGUCUGCAGAGACAGCUUCAGCAAGAACACGCAUAUCUCAAGUCCCUUCAGCAGCAACAGCAGCAGCAGCAACAACAGAAGCAGCAGCAGGAAAAGAAGCCGCUUUACCAUUACAAUCGGGGUGUCAUGAACCCCAGUGAGAAGCCUGCCUGGGCUAGAGAGGUAGAGGAGCGUUCGAGACUGAACAAGCAGAGUUCCCCGCUUGCUAUUACUAAACUAAGCUCAGUGGAGUCUGCUGGGAACCCAUCACAAACACCUCCCUCACAGCGGCCUCCAGAAAUACAGGAGCACAAGCCACUUCGUACCACUCCUCAGAACCGUGCAGCAUUCAGGCCAACUCCCCGACCCAACUCCUUGCAGGACCCGCUGGCUCCCCCUGUCCGUCAUGCUCCUGUUCCCCCUCCUGCCGACCGGAAUCACCUUUCCCGCCAGAGCUCUGACCCGUCCCCUGAUGGGGGGCCACCCUCUUCUCGUCUAGAGAGGGGACCCUGGGUGAAAUUGCAGCCCGAGGUGCACCCUCCCAAGGUUCCCCAGAGAACAACAUCAAUAGCCACAGCACUGAAUACGAGUGGCUCAGGAGGGAGCAGGCCAGUUCAGCAAGGGCAGCCAGUGAGAGCCAGUAACCCAGAUCUGAGAAGGGCAGAGAGUGGCUGGGAGAGAGGAGACUCUUUGCUCCAGUCCCCGCACCCUAACCUGCCCCAGGCUGGCUCUCUCGAGAGGAAUCGCAUCGCCCCCCACAAGUUGGAGGAAUCCUCUAUUAGUCCUCCAGGGAGCAAAACCCCAGGAGAAGAGCAUCGAUCACGGCCUGGGCGCCCCGCUAGCUAUAAGAGAGCCAUAGGAGAGGAUCACCUGCUGGUGAAGGACCGGCCUGAAGAUGUGCCCAAAGCUCCUAAGAAAGCCUUGGACUACUCUUCCUCCAGCGAUGAACUGGACAGCAGUGAUGAAGAGGAAGAGGAGGGCGAUGCUGAGAGGCAGGAGCCCAGCAGGGACAGUUCAGGAGCCAGUCGGAGCGGGCGAGACGCAGAUACAGACAGUGUCAGUACUAUGGUGGUUCAUGAUGUGGAGGAGCUGAUGGGGAGCACAUCUGACAGUUCCUAUGGAGACGGCACCAUGGUUGUUCAGAGAACGCCGGAGGAGGAACGCAGUCUCCUUCACGCUGACAGUAAUGGAUAUACCAACCUGCCUGAUGUUGUGCAGCCAAGCCAUUCUCCCACCGAGCCCAAGGGACAGGGCACUUCUCCCAGCAAGGAGGGCAACGGCUCAGAUUAUCAGUCUCGUGGUUUGGUGAAAGCGCCUCCCAAAACCUCAUUUACAAUGUUUGUAGACCUCGGACUGUAUCAGUCAUCAGGGGGAGGAGGAGACACAAUUCCCGUGGCAGCGUCCUAUGUGAGCGGAGACCCAGCCCGACUGGAGCAGCUGAAAUACGAAGCUCGGAAGGGAUCUGUGGUGAAUGUAAAUCCGACCAACACGAGGCCUCACAGUGACACGCCAGAGAUCAGAAAGUACAAGAAGAGAUUCAACUCGGAAAUCCUUUGCGCCGCUCUCUGGGGGGUGAACCUGUUGGUCGGCACAGAAAAUGGACUGAUGCUAUUGGACCGCAGUGGUCAGGGCAAAGUAUACACCCUGAUUACCCGCCGACGCUUCCAACAGAUGGACGUCCUUGAGGGACUCAACUUGCUCAUUACUAUAAGUGGUAAGAGGAACAAGCUGCGGGUGUAUUACCUCUCUUGGCUGCGCAACAAGAUCCUCCAUAACGACCCCGAGGUGGAGAAGAAGCAAGGCUGGAGCACAGUGGGAGACAUGGAUGGGUGUGUGCAUUACAAAGUUGUGAAAUACGAGCGCAUCAAGUUCCUUGUGAUUGCACUGAAAAACUCCGUAGAGGUUUACGCCUGGGCCCCCAAACCCUACCACAAGUUUAUGGCCUUUAAGUCGUUUACAGAUAUUCCCCACCGGCCCCAGCUGGUUGACCUAACAGUGGAGGAAGGCCAAAGGCUUAAGGUCAUCUACGGUUCCUGCUCAGGAUUCCACGCCGUUGAUGUCGACUCUGGAAACAACUACGAUAUUUACAUCCCUGUCCAUAUCCAGAGCCAGAUCAAUCCCCAUGCCAUCAUCUUUCUGCCAAACACCGACGGCAUGGAGAUGCUGCUCUGCUACGAGGACGAGGGAGUCUAUGUCAACACCUACGGGCGUAUCAUCAAGGACGUGGUGCUGCAGUGGGGAGAGAUGCCCACCUCUGUUGCUUAUAUCUGCUCAAACCAGAUCAUGGGCUGGGGGGAAAAGGCCAUUGAGAUCCGUUCAGUGGAGACAGGACACCUGGAUGGAGUCUUCAUGCACAAGAGAGCUCAGCGGUUGAAGUUCCUGUGUGAACGCAACGACAAGGUGUUCUUUGCCUCCGUCCGUUCCGGCGGGAGCAGCCAGGUGUAUUUCAUGACUCUGAAUCGCAGUUGUAUCAUGAACUGGUGAGCGAGAAGAGGAUGGAAGCGAGGGAGUGAAUGGUCUCCCCAUACCCUACACACUGGAGUCCCUUCGUCUUUCUGUUCCGAUGCUUCUUACUCCAGACUACAGUGCCUCUUGUUUGCUUUUAGUUUGGCUGCAGUCUAAUUUAUUGAGGUCUUCUCUAACACUAGAAACCCAAUCCAAGCACCCACCACAUCUCCAGUUUUCAAUGGAUAAAGGGUAUAAACAGAGCCGAAAUGGACAGAACAUUGCCCCGGGCACAUGGAUCGCCACCGAGUAUUCUGGUUGGUCUCUGAGGUCCUUCACUGAGCUCUUUACAGUGGCAACUUGAACCCCCAACCUCGGGGUUAAUGAGCUGCUAGACAUGUAGGUCUCACACACACACACACUGAGCCUCAGGGUGAAGGAACGUGGGAUACGACAGAUUUGCACACACACAGAUUCCUAUCAACCAAUAGGAUCGCGGCGCUUAUGAGAUGCAAUUUAACUAUGACACUUUUAAAAAAAUAAAAUAAAAAAGGAAGAUUCCCACAAUAGAGUUAAAUAUAAAGGCACUUUAUCAGCUGUAUAAUUACUAGCAGUCACAAUCAGGGGGUCCUGGUGUAAAUGGAGUGUUUCUCCUUUUACACCGGCCCCCUCUGUCCUCCUUUAGCUUUAAGUGGCGUAUUUCUUACCUUCAGUUUGUCUAAACUGCCAGCCGGGUGCAUUCCUGGAGAAACAUGGACCUGUGCAGCCCACUUUACUCUUUCAGCCUCGCCUUCUAGAUCCGCUUGUAAUUGGGAAAAAAAAAGUGUGUUGCCUCGUGGUGCUGUCGCUAUUUGUUUUUUGGGGGCGCAGUUGCACCCCCAGACUUCCGUUAACGUGGGACAGGCAGUGAACAAAGUCAUACGGAAAUAAACUAGGCUUUAAUGCUCAGCAGCUGCACUGAGAGGCCCCCCCACCUGCUGCAGGACCCCCUCAAAAGAUUUAGCCAUUAUCGUUUCGGAAGACGGGGUCACAGAGCUUUAGGCGCCUCUCAUUCAGAGUAACCGAUCAAGUUUCGUACUUCGAAAAUCAGUGGCACCUCCCUACAGGUGAAAUUAAACACCACAAUGCAGAAUAUUCAAGCAGAGACUCAACCAAAAAUAAAAACACCUUGAGAAAUGGCUUUUAUUUCCAAAUAAUCUUAUUUCCCCGGUAAUCGAACUUGGACGCACGACGCUGCCCUACAGAAAGUGACAAUCACGGUGUUCGAUGACGUGCGGCGGAAUCGUUAUUUUUGUAAACUGACAAAGACGCCGAUUAUUAGGAGGUGACACGAUAUUUUAUGUAGCAAAUUGUACAAAGGUUGGGGGUGAAAAAUGAGGAAUGAUGAAGAGGGUGAUGUUAUUGCUCUUCAAAUAAAAUGAUGUCUGCUACUAAUA
Xenopus laevis (African clawed frog) is the source of this 6169-nucleotide messenger RNA. RefSeq names its product misshapen-like kinase 1 L homeolog (gene mink1.L). The transcript has 33 exons. The record is from RefSeq and is a predicted model, not a curated record. NCBI's taxonomy places the organism in Eukaryota, Metazoa, Chordata, Amphibia, Anura, Pipidae. Gene Ontology annotation, molecular function: transferase activity; ATP binding; protein kinase activity. Gene Ontology annotation, cellular component: cytosol. Bases 849 to 4772 code for a protein of 1307 amino acids.